Molecule: messenger RNA, 2100 nt
Organism: Penicillium waksmanii
Lineage: Eukaryota; Fungi; Ascomycota; Eurotiomycetes; Eurotiales; Aspergillaceae
Exons: 1
Coding region: 1-2100 (699 amino acids)
Biological process (GO): chromatin remodeling
Cellular component (GO): Swr1 complex
Molecular function (GO): ATP-dependent H2AZ histone chaperone activity
Source: RefSeq, a predicted model, not a curated record
AUGGACGGCCCUCCGCCCCCUCCCCCGCCGCACGGCGAGAACCCUCACACCACUGACGGCGAAUACCGUAAAUCGUCCGAUCUACCGCCCGGAAACUACGACAUCUUCAUCGUCCCGCCGCACUCAUCCGGCGGCGGCUUCCUAUACCUCCCCUCGCUACAAUGCCACCGCAACAGCUUCCUCGCCGGCGCUGCAAGCACACUUCUUGUGGUCAUACUAUGGUCUCUGGUCGCUCCCACCGUCAAAACAUGGUAUAUCGCUUCGGUCUCCAACGGCCCCGGAGGAAUGGGAAUGAUGGUGGUCGCACUUGGUUUAGGCGUUGCUGGUUGGGCAUUUGGAAUGUCUCAAUCUAACUCCCGGGGAGAUGGCGACAACAAUGGCAAUGGCAAUGGUAGUGGUGGCCGAUUCGGCGGUGGCUUCUCUGGCGGUGCUGGACGCAAUGCCAAUGACCAGUCUUCCGGUUCCAACCGCAACAGCGGCUCCAAUUUCGGCGGUAAUGGGUCAGGACAUCGACAACAACGAAGCGGAAACUUUGGCGGGGGCCAGUAUGGCAACCAGUAUGCUGGCAAUCAACACGGCACCGAGGCGCCCCCAAACGCGGAAGAUGAGGAGAACGGGAAAGAAAAAGAGCGCGAGAGAGAACGAGAAAGAGAAAAGGAAAAAGAACGCCAAAAGGAGAAGGAGAGGGAAGACCGAAAGAAGGCUGAAACGGAGCGCGAACGUGAAGAAGCCAAGCGCAAAGAGGACCUCCGUCGCAAGAUGGAGGAAUUCAAACGCAAGCGUGACGCCGAAGCCAAGGAGAAGGAGAGAAAGAGGGAACGCGAAGCCAUGGAGAAAGAACUUAAGGAGCGUCGAGAGCAAUUGGAACGUGAAAUGGCUGCGGCUAGGGACAAAGCAGAGAAAGAGGCACGCGAGCGACUGGAGAGAGAAGCCGCCGAGGCACGCGCAAAGCAGGCAAAAGCAGCCGCUGAUGCAAAAGCCGAAACUGACAGGCUCGCGAAAGAAGCUAAAGAGAAAGCCGACAAACUGGCCGCCGAGGCAAAGGAGAAGGCUGCCAAGGAGGCUGCUGAGAAGGAAGCAGCAGCCAAGGAGAAGGCGCAGAAGGAGGCCAUGGCAAAAUUCGCUGCUCUCAAAGAAGCGGCCGCUAAGCGCUACGCAGAGAAGAAGGCCCAGGAGGCCAAAAGCAAGGCCCAGCAGCCUGCGGCUCCUGCCAGCGCAACUAGCGCACCCAGGACACCUUCUCCAAAGAAGCAGCCACCCUUUCCAACCGCCAACACAACCAUCGAAGACGAUGCGUAUUCCUUUCGGCCUUACGAUCGUCCACGGCGCCCGUAUGGGAAGGAAUCUGGGUCUGGUUCUGCGUACUCCGAGUCAUCAUAUGCUCCGUCGCAGUCAACAGCUCGCACGACACCUCCGCCUUCACAUCGCAGCACAUAUUCCACCAAGGAUCCUGAUAAGAUCGUGAUCCAGGGUGUUUAUCAGUUUAACAAUGCCUUCAUGAAGACUCCAGUUGCACAAUUGGUCUCUGGACAAGGCAUGGUGACCGAUGGUCUUGUCCUACGCAUGACAACAGAAGGUCUUUUCGUCGAUGACGAUCUUCGUGGCGUCGGCCAACGCGAAUGGGACGUCAAAGCAUGGACCUUGAAGUUGGCUGAAAUCUGGUGUCCCCAGGUAGGAUCCAACAAUCAAACCCCCAAGCCCGGUUCCAGCAACCCAUUCUCUUUCCGUCGCGGCGCAUCGGCGAACUCGAUGCCCACCAACGAAGAAUCCGAAGCCUUCGCCACCAACCUUCUCAAGGUUUGCAAAAACACCUGCCGACUGGCAUCCCCAAGCGCCUGCUUCGCCCGGGGCUCUAACGCAAGUGGCGGUGGACCAGUCCAGCCGCCACAGGCUGAGUUCCGGGGCCUCCACAUUCUCCGCGCUAGUAUUCGCGAUCAAGAGGGCAAGAAAUAUGUGUUUGUCCUGCAGGACACUGAAGCAUGGAAGCUUGCCAUGGGUCUCCAGCGCCUGCGCGGUGGAGCCCUCGUUCGUGCCUUGGGCGUCUCGGCACUUCCAGUCCCCGAAUGCAAGAGCAUCCUCGGCGGACUCGGCUAUAUUUAA